AUGAGUGAAGAUAACUACUACCUCGCGCUCCCCUGUCCGAUGUGGACAAGGACUAGGCCCUCGUUCAUGGAAGACACUUUUUGCGGACUGUCCGUUGAGCUCACGAAUCGGCUGGGUGCGUGGCGUUUCAGGAGGUGGUGGGCGCAGAGCUUGAACGUCUUCUCACUUCUCACACUACCUCCGAGAAUUGUUGCUCACUGCAUCGACGAAGAUUUCGACAUUCUCGUUCGAGUCUCGACGUUUUCUCCGCGUUCACCAUGCACCUCAUGCGGGGCUCCCCCGACCGCGCUCGCACUUCCCCGAGUUGGAGGAGGGCGCUCUCGACCGUUAUGCGAACCUACAUCCCGUCAGACGACUGUGCUCGACCUCGGCAACAACGUGAAUGACGCGCCCAUCUUCCGAAAACGACUUCCAAGAACGCCAACACGACACUCGCCCCCCUCAGCGUAUUUCUCAAUGCAUCGUGGUUAUACGAACCUGUUUAUCUAUUCGCGCGCCGGCGACGCCCCUCCCCAGGCAACGAUCAUAUCACAGCCUGGAGCUCGCUCAUAA
Messenger RNA from Schizophyllum commune H4-8, 552 nucleotides. RefSeq lists its product as uncharacterized. NCBI's taxonomy places the organism in Eukaryota, Fungi, Basidiomycota, Agaricomycetes, Agaricales, Schizophyllaceae. The record is from RefSeq and is a predicted model, not a curated record. Bases 1 to 552 code for a protein of 183 amino acids. The transcript has 2 exons.